AUGGCUACUGCUGCUUGUGAUGUGUGUGGUGCAAUGGUGUCUAAGUCGCAAAUGGCACGUUACCGUAACACUGCCAAGUGUAUGUCGGCUGGAGGAGUCGAGCCUCACGUGUCGAAUACUAAAGAACAUUGUGUGCACUGCAACAAAUUAAUAACGUCACGUAACAUGUCUCGCCAUGUUGAAGUGUGUGGCAAUAUUAAAACGACUGUUGAGCCUAAGAAGCCGUGUCCGCAUUGUCAGCAACUGAUAACCAUGUCCAACUUGAGCCGUCAUAUUGCAAAGUGUUCACCAGGCGGUUUAAAGCGGAAGAACGAAAACUACACUCUUCCAGCUACCGUUUCAGAACCACCACCAAAGGUUCCACGCCUUGAACCAAGUACUAGCUCCACAUCAGCUAGCACGUCUGCCAUCGGUCACAUCAAGAAGUGUUCACCAGACGGUUUAAAGCGUAAGCAUGGUGUAGCUACCGUUUCAGCACCUCCGCCUAAAGUCAUGAAACCUAGCAAACAAGGGGGUAAUAUUAAAAAGGUACAGCAAGCGUUCAAGGGUCGUAUGAAAACGUACAUGAUAGAAAACAAGCGUGGUAUCAAGGACCCCAAAAGAUUUCUUAAAACAUGUAGAAAGCCAAUCACUCGCGAAAUAGCACAGCAUGUCGACGAACACAACAUCAAAGCUAACCUCGUGUUUGAAGCCGAAUACACAAAACCGACGAGUGGUGUGAUUCAAAAGAUGAAUUUCAAAACUAAAAACAACGUGAUUCUUCCAACUACGGACAUUAGGGUGUAUGUUAAAACGGCGAUGAAAAAGCUUUUGGUCGAAAUGGAAGAGUUCUACGCCAAGGGAUCUGGUUGGACCUUGCACAAAAUCCUCCACCUCGAGUUACGAAUUAAUCGUUACGUUCCACUCAGAGGCUCCAGUUACAUGGAACUACACGAAAAGAUUUCAGCUAAGAAAGCAAUCGUAAACAUAAUGAACAACGAUCAGAAAUGUUUUGUGUGGUCAAUCUUAGCCGCGUUGCAUCCCAAGGAGUGGCAAGCGCAGCCCCAGCGUAUACACCACUAUCAACCUUUCGAGCACGAGCUAGACGCCUACCUGGACGGCAUCACUUUUCCUGUGAGUCUCGAUAACGUCAAGUUGUUUGAAAAGCGAUCUGGAAUAUCCGUCAACGUGUACGCGUAUGAUAAGAAACUUGUCGUCUAUCCGCUGUACGUGACACGAGAAGAAAAAGACACACACGUUGACUUGCUGUAUAUUAGAGAUCAAAACAACUCUCACUACUGCCUCAUCAAAGAUCUCAGCCGAUUAGUACGUUCACAACUUUCAAAGCACACGACUAGAACCUGGCUCUGCAAGCGCUGCCUCAUGCAUUACGGUACCGAGGAACUACUGAUCAAACACAAAGAAGACUGCAGCGAACACGAGGCGGUUAAAAUACUGACACCGAAAGAAGGCUCCACAAUUCAGUUUAAGGACUUCAAACACGCGAUGAGAGUUCCGUUCGUGGCUUACGCUGACUUUGAGUGUAUGCUGACUCCCGUAGCCAGCAGCAGCCGGGAUCCCGAUGCACGAAGUUCUUACACUGAAAAGUACCAGAAACACGAAGCGGUUAGUUUCUCGUACUACUUCGUGUACUCUGACGGUGAUUACAAACCGCCCACAACGUAUUUCGGAACUGACGCUGCACAAGUGUUCGUGGAAAGCAUCAUGAACGAUGCCAGGGAAAUAUUCCAACUUUACUCAAGAGCUGCUGCUGUACCGAUGGAGCUGACUCAAGACGAUUUACAUGCAAUAGCCAACGCUCGGCAGUGUCACAUCUGUGGCAAGUCAUUCAACGAUCCCAACGAUUACGAAGUUCGCGAUCACGACCAUCUGACGGGGAAAUUCAGAGGUAUGGCACACAACUCUUGCAACCUCAACUUCAAGAAACCGCAUUUCCUGCCAGUGUUUGUUCACAACCUGAGCGGAUACGACACCCACCUGUUUAUCAAGAUGUUUGGGCUCAACAACGAGACCAUCAAAGUUAUUCCCAAUAACGAGGAACGUUACAUCUCGUACACCAUCGAGGUUGAGCGUGGAGUGAAAAUACGGUUCCUGGACUCGUUGAAAUUCAUGGCAAGCAGUCUAGACAAGUUGGCUAAGAACCUGUCCCCCGAUCAGUUCAGACACACUUCCAAAUUCUACCAAGGUGAGAAACUUGAACUGUUGUUGAAGAAAGGCGUGUAUCCCUACGACUACAUGGACAGCAUGGAAAAGUUUGAACUUUGCACACUUCCCGCCAAAGAAGAUUUCUACAACAAGCUAAACGACGCUCACGUAAAGCCCGAAGACUACCGACAUGCGGUCAACGUUUGGAAUACGUUCAACAUACAGAACAUGAAAGACUACACACUGUUGUACAACAAGACGGACGUACUCUUGCUGGCGGACAUUAUGGAGAACUUUCGCGACGUUUGCAUGCAGACGUACCAGCUCGACCCUGCUUGGUACUACACGGCUCCCGGACUCGCGUGGAGUGCGAUGCUCAAGACCACCGGCAUAAAACUCGACCUUCUCAGUGACUACAACAUGAUCCUGAUGAUCGGCAAGGGCAUUCGUGGCGGAGUGUCACAGUGCUCUAACCGGUACGCCGCAGCAAACAACCCUUAUAUGGAAGCAGAAUUCAAUGUGGACCAGCCGACUUCCUACCUGACGUACUUGGACGCAAACAAUCUGUACGGCUGGGCCAUGAGUGAGUACAUGCCGUAUAAGAACUUCAAGUGGUGCAAAACCGACAUUGACGUUACAAAAGUUCCGGAUGACGCACCAACUGGCUACAUUCUGGAAGUCGACUUGGUGUAUCCCAAUAAUUUGCACGACUUGCACUCUGACUUGCCUCUUGCACCGGAACGUCGAGUACCGCCGGGAUCGAAAGAAGAGAAACUUCUCACCACACUGCUAGAGAAGGAAAAAUAUGUUGUCCACUACCGGAAUCUAAAACAGUAUCUAUCGCUCGGCAUGAAACUUAAGAAAGUCCACAGAGUUAUAAGCUUCAGUCAAUCAGCCUGGCUCAAGCCCUACAUCGACUUGAACACUCAGAUGCGUACGCAAGCCAGGAACGAGUUUGAGAAAGAUUUCUUCAAGCUCAUGAAUAACAGCGUGUUCGGUAAGACAAUGGAAAACAUCCGGAACAGAGUGGACAUCCGACUGGCCACGAAAGACAAACAAGUCGACAAGUGGACUGCUCAACCAAACUUUAAGAGCAGGACGAUAUUCACCGAACAGUUGGCAGCCGUUCACAUGUCAAAAACGAAAUUGAUGUUCAAUAAAGCAAUCUACGUCGGCAUGAGCAUUCUGGACGUGUCGAAAACGCUGAUGUACGACUUCCACUACAACGUCAUCAAGAGGCGGUACGGUCACAAAGCCCAACUUCAAUAUACAGACACCGACUCGCUAACGUACCACAUCCAGACGACCGACUUGUACAAAGACAUCAAAGACAUGAUCGAUCUGUUCGACACCAGCGACUAUCCCGAGCCCAACCGUUACAACAUGCCUCGAGUCAACAAAAAGGUACUAGGGAAGAUGAAAGACGAGCUCAACGGCAGAAUCAUGUACGAGCACGUAGGACUUCGCUCGAAAAUGUACUCCAGCAGAUCCGAAGGCGGAGUGAUCAAAAAGUCGAAAGGUGUCAAAAAGACAACGAUAGAAAACCACCUGACCUUCGACGAUUACAAACAGUGUCUGUUCACCUCAGGUAUACAAUACGGUUCGAUGAACAUGAUCCGGAGCUUCAAACACGACUUGUACAGCGUUGAACUCAAAAAGAUUGUUCUGUCGCCUCACGAUGACAAACGUUACAUUCAAGACGACGGCAUCGGGACUCUGCCCUGGGGACACUACAGCAUCCCCGUAGAAGUUAUGGCUGAGCUGGAAAUCCGGUCUGCUCUGUCGACACAGUGA
Molecule: messenger RNA, 3939 nt
Organism: Homalodisca vitripennis (glassy-winged sharpshooter)
Lineage: Eukaryota; Metazoa; Arthropoda; Insecta; Hemiptera; Cicadellidae
Exons: 1
Coding region: 1-3939 (1312 amino acids)
Molecular function (GO): nucleic acid binding
Source: RefSeq, a predicted model, not a curated record